CUUGGAGAAUGUGGAUAAAUGUGGAGAUCAUAUUCGAGAUUUCAACAUAUUUCAGGCGCUUGAAGGCCCAUUCUGGCCCAAGCAAAUGCUGAAUCUUCCCACCUGUCUUCCAACCAGUAAAAUGCCGCGUGCGUCGGACAUGGCGAGUUCCGCAACGCAUGUUCUCUCGUCCCAGCGUCUUCAACUGGUGCUGGACUACCUCUCGGCCCCUGAAGCCUUCGGUUGUGCUUCCGUCUGCAGCAGCUUUGCCAAGACGCUGCAGCUGAGCGACGCCCGCUUGUGGCUGCGGCGGCUGCGGCCGAAGACGUGGAAAAGCGAAGGGAUUGACGAGUUGAGUCAGGAGUUUUGCCGCCGUUUGUUGCGCGAUUGGCACCUCUGCUUGAAGCAUUCAGCGUGCCAAGUAGCGUACGUCCUGUACGAUCAGCACCUCUUCUUCGUGGAGCCCAACACGAGCAUGGCUCCCGCGCCACAAGGAUCAGAUCCAUUUCCGGUCAGUGUGGAUGCAAAGACCUACAAGUGUUCGAUCGAGGAGUUCAACUGGGACUGUUUGUGGUGGAAAUGCCUCGACAAUGAACUCUUUCGCUGGCCACAGGAAAUUCGUCUUAAUGAGGUGAUUGUGCGCAGUCCAAGCGACGAGGACGACCGCGGGCGUGGAACUGACGAUGAGGACGACCGCCGGCGAGGAGCCGACGAUGAGGUAAGAGUGCCACUCAUGAACCCGGAGGAUGUGCCACCCGGGGCAGUGAUGGUGGGUGAACCGCGUCCUUUCAUCCCUGCGACCAAGAUGGUGCCGCAUGAACUGGAAGCGGUGCCGGGAUAUCGUGGAGAUCUCUCCUUGCCCGACUUGUGCCAGGAUGUCUUAGCAGUCUUGUCCCUGAACGCUGCAUGGUUCGAUUACAGCUUCUGGACACGCCAGUUGCAGGCGAUUCUUCUACUGCGCGACGGCCGUUUCUUGCUGAUCGGCACCUGCGAAUUGCAGGGCACGAUCGAAUCACAAGCAUCCGCUCGAGUUUCUCGCUGCUUCGUGUCCGAUUCGUUGAUGUCCCUGGUGACCUUUGCCCAAGACCCGCGUAGUCGCGAGAUCUUGAGAACCACUCUGC
Molecule: messenger RNA, 1100 nt
Organism: Cladocopium goreaui
Lineage: Eukaryota; Dinophyceae; Suessiales; Symbiodiniaceae
Source: the annotation of a GenBank genome assembly